This is a messenger RNA of Sclerotinia borealis F-4128, 1878 nucleotides long. The record is from the annotation of a GenBank genome assembly. Lineage: Eukaryota; Fungi; Ascomycota; Leotiomycetes; Helotiales; Sclerotiniaceae.
AUGGGGUGGAACUCUUACAAUCAUUAUUCCUGUUCACCCAAUGAAACCAUCAUUCAUAGUAAUGCACAAGCUCUCGUAUCCCUUGGUCUUUCUACCCUUGGCUACCAUUAUGUGACGGUCGAUUGUGGAUGGACACUGCCUGAUCGAACUGCUGCUGGAACACUGACUUGGAGUCCUACGCGUUUUCCAAGUGGAUUUAAGGCCUUGGGAACUUUUAUUCAUGGAUUGGGUUUGGGGUUUGGAGUAUAUUCGGAUGCGGGAGUACAAAUGUGUAUGACGGGCACUCCAGCACAAGUUGGCAGUCUAUUUCAUGAACUGACAGAUGCACAAACCUUCGCGUCAUGGGGAGCAGACCUGCUGAAAUACGAUAAUUGCUAUUCCGACGCUGCAACCGGAUAUCCAAAUGUCAACUAUGCACCCUCAACAUCCCCCGCUUCCCGCUACCAGGACAUGACGAACGCCCUCGCUACUCUCAGCAAACCCAUUCUUUUCCAAAUAUGCGACUGGGGUAUUGAUUUCCCUUCCACAUGGGCUCCAGCCAUGGGAAACAGCUGGCGCAUCACCAAUGACAUCAUUCCCUCUUAUCCCACAAUUCCCCGAAUCCUAAACCAAGCUGUACCACAAACAUCUUUUGCUGGUCCUGGACAUUGGUUAGAUCUUGAUAUGUUGGAGGUUGGGAAUAAGAUCUUUACUACUAUUGAAGAACAGACGCAUUUUAGUUUGUGGGCAAUUUUGAAGAGUCCAUUGGUCAUUGGAGCGGCGUUGAAAGAUGGAGUGACAAGUAUCAGCUCUGCUUCUUUGGCUAUCCUUAGUAAUAAAGAUGUUAUAAGUUAUAAUCAGGAUAGUUUGGGUGCUGCGGCAAGUUUCCGAAGGAGGUGGACAAAGGAUGGAUAUGAAAUUUGGGCGGGACCCUUGAGUGGAAGUCGUACUGUGGUCGCGGUGAUUAAUCUUCAGAAUGCUGCGAAGACGCUUACUUUGGAUCUUUCGGAUGUGGGAUUGCAGAAAGCGAGUACCAUCAAGAAUAUCUGGGCUGGUACAACAGCGACGAAUGUCUUGACUUCGUAUUCUGCGACUGUAGGUGCGCAUGGAACAAUGCUUUUGGAACUUGGGGGGACGACUGUAGCAGGAACAUAUAUUGCUAGCGAUGCUGCUAUUUCUGGUUCAACCAUCACAUUUUCCAAAAUCUACGCCCAAACAUCUAGCUCGAAUUAUACAACCACACUUCACUUCAGCACUUCAUCCACCUCGUCGACAACCCUGAUCAUCGCCUCAAAGCCCUACACUCUCUCCGCCGGCUCAACGUCUCUCGCUAUCCCUUCCAUCUCCUUCAUAGCUUCCAGCACAAAUACCCUCGCCAUAACCUCCUCCUCCACCCUUCUUCCCUCAUCCCUCACCAUCACGCCUCCCCCAUUAGCAUUCUAUUCCUCAUCUGGGAUGAGCACCUCCGGCACCGCCACCCAUGUAACAUGCAGCACAAACUAUUGCGCUCCCAGCGGUACAAAGAUCGGCUACCUAACCCCUAGCGGUUCAGCCGCCAUCACCGUGAAUUCCCCUUCAACAUCCAUCACCACCUCAUCUACCAAGUACCUCUCCAUCUACUUCUGCAACAACGACAUCGCAUUGAGUACAGCUUGGACCACCGGUACCAACACGCGAAACUUAACUAUAAGCGUCAACGGUGUUGUAACACGCGCCGAGUUGCCGCUAAGUGGAAAGAGUUCGGAAUUGUUUGGGACAUUAGGAUGGCAAGAUACGGGGAUUUUUGGUGUGUUGACGAGUGGAUGGAAGGUUGGGAGUAACGUUUUGACGUUUGGGAAUGCGGCGGGUGGAUUGGUGGACUAUGCGGUGGAUUUGGUGGGGGUGGGUGUGUAUUGGUGA